This is a messenger RNA of Aureobasidium namibiae CBS 147.97, 2046 nucleotides long. RefSeq names its product Mpp10 protein. Gene Ontology annotation, biological process: rRNA processing. The annotation marks the transcript as partial. Lineage: Eukaryota; Fungi; Ascomycota; Dothideomycetes; Dothideales; Saccotheciaceae. Gene Ontology annotation, cellular component: small-subunit processome; sno(s)RNA-containing ribonucleoprotein complex; nucleus. The transcript has a single exon. The record is from RefSeq and is a predicted model, not a curated record.
CUCGUCCAAUCGCUCAAAUCGGAGCCGUAUACCUUCCUCCAACCGCCAACGACGUUACACACAUCAUCGCUCGAUUUUCUCAAGCAGACACUUGAUCCGAUCGCAAAAUCCAUCGCCGAGACACAGCAACAACGCUUGCAAGAAGUUCGCAAGAAGAGAAAGCGCGGUCAGAACGACGAAGCCGAUGACAUUCUGCGCCUGAAGAAAGUCCAUGUCGACGGGUUCGCUGUCGAGCAAGUCUGGGAACAAGCAAGGCGCAUCAUCGACGCCGCCAGGAAAGAGGCUCAGCGCAACUUCGACGAGCUUGCAGAGAAGUACGCCAUCGACGACUCUGAAGGCGAGAGCGAGGAUCAGGAUGGUGAAGACCUGUCAGAAGCUGGUGAGAGUGACAUUGGCGAGGAGGGAGUGGACUACGAAAUCGAAGGCGAAGAGGAAGAUGACGAUGAGGACAUGGAAGUAGACGGCGAGGUCGAUGACUACGAGGAGUCCGACAUCGAGGCCGACGACGAUGUCGAAAUGGGCAGUGAAGACGGUUCCGAGGCAGAGAGCGAGGAAGCAGCCGAGUACGUGCCCGACCCGCACGGCCUGAACGACGGCUUCUUUUCCAUCGACGACUUCAACAAACAAUCAGAGUUCCUCGAACAAGCCGACGCUCGCGGAGACAACGACUUUGAAGACGACGACGAGGAGGGUAUUGACUGGGGCUCCAACCCUCUUGGAGCUAGCACCACAAUCGCAAAAGCAGCACAGAACGACGAUGAUGAAUCGGACGACGAAGAUGGCCCGACGUUCGGCAAUGUCGACCUGAAUGCACCCGAAGGUUUCAGUGACAACGAGGAGGAAGUUGAAGAAGGAGAGAUGGACGGCAUGGGCUCGCUCUCAAACACAAACGAAGUCAAAUACGCCGACUUCUUCGCCCCUCCUGCCAAAAAGGUCCGAAAGAAUAAGAAGGGCCGCCCGAACCCUCACAACUUCCCUGCCAAACAAGCCUCCCCAAGUGGCGCCGACGAACCCGCAGAGAAUGAGGAAGAGAUGGAGCGUACCAUGGAGAAGGUCCACCGCGAUCUAUUCGACGAUGUGACCGAUGAUGAGGAGGAUGAGGAGAACCUUGACCCAGCCGACCCUCGCUCUCGUCGUUCAGCACACGAGCGUCGCCAGGCCGCUCUCACCGAGGAGAUUCGACGCCUGGAAGCUGCCAAUGUUGCAAAGAGAGAUUGGACUCUGUCUGGUGAGGCUCGUGCUGCCGAUCGGCCCAUCAACUCACUGCUCGAAGAGGACCUCGAGUUUGAACGCGUCGGAAAGCCCGUACCAGUCAUCACCGCCGAAAUCAGCGAGAGUCUGGAAGAGCUUAUCAAGCGUCGCAUUCUGGCAGAAGACUUCCAAGAUAUCAUUCGCCGUCGCCCCGACGAUCUGGCUACUGGCAACUCAAGCAGACGCGGGCGUCUCGACUUUGAGCUUGACGACAGCAAAAGCAAGAAGUCUCUUGCCGAGAUGUACGAGGAGGAGCACCUCAAGGCCACCGACCCAAACUACGUCGAUGCAAAGGACGAGAAGACACAAAAGGAGCAGCAGGAGAUCGACGCCCUAUGGCGCGACAUCAGCAACAAGCUCGACAGUCUCAGCUCAUGGCACUUCAAGCCCAAGGGUCCCGCUACACAACUCGACAUCCGUGUCGACGCACCCGUCGUACGUCUCGAGGAUGCCCGUCCCACUGCUGGUGCAGAGGCUGCUGCUGCCUCACAACUCGCACCACAAGAGAUCUACAAGGCAGGCGAGGCGGCCGAGAAGGCAGAGGCCGAGCUUGCCACCCGUGGCGGCCUGGUUGUCAACCGCGAAGAGAUGAGCAGAGAAGACCGCAAGCGUCGCCGCAGACGCGACAAGGAGCGCGAGAAGAAGUCGCUGGCCAACGUCGAUCCCUCAAAGAAGGAGAGCAAGAAGACAAAGGAGAGAAAGGGCAUCAUCAGCGACCUCAAGAAGGGUGGUGUCAAGGUCAUUGGCAACAAGGGACAGAUCACAGAUGUCUCGGGUGCUGCUGUCAAGGAUGCC